AUGUUCAUCGACCCAAGUCGACAUCUAAUACUCAGGCAUUCCCAUCACACAGCUUCUCGAAAGAUCCGAAAAGGCUGCUCAAUUUUCCCGGCAAGAAAAUUCUUACUAAGACAGAAGCAAGUGAUGGAGGUUCUUCCUUCUCCUGGUUUAAAAAUGUUUACGAAAAAAAAUCAUCAAGCAGUACCUCGAAGUAUUCCCAAAAAUCUCAAAACGGUGAAUUGGAAGUGAACGAUGCUACUCCAGAGAGCAAUGAAAAGGGCAUCGAUGAUUUAAAAUGUUGUCGAUACUUAAGAUUUUCCAAGGAAAACCAAGAAAGCAACCGAAUUUAGCGGAAGGUACAACUUAAAAAUCGAGGGAAUCAAGGUAUUACAACCGAAUGUGACACAUGCAGUUAGAAGUUGCCAUGGCUGACUCAUGAAAUGGGAAACAAUUUCAUUUCGUAUUGUGGAAACAAAAGAAUCACUCUCAAUCGUCGUUAUUUUGAUUUGAUUUUUUUUUAGAUGAUGAUCCACAAAUUUGGAAGCAAGCUUAACUUAUUUAUAGAAAUCAAUAAAACAGAAAACUUCUAGUCUAAAAAGGAGGCAUAGCGCACACUAAUCUUCUAGAAAUUUCAAACGGCGAAUGAAACAAAAGAACCUCAAUGAUUUCCUAUCGAAUUUUAAGCAAAAGCUACAUCUAUAUUAUGAAGGUGAAACUGGUGUAAUUGUCUAGCAAAUAUGAUAAUGACAAACGCAUUCAAAUAUUUCAAAUGAACGGCUGUUGACCGAAGCAAGUAAAUUUGAAUAAUUCCUUAAUUUUUUUUAAGCUUUUGGAGCAAUGAUUACAUUAUACUCGAUAACAUACUGAAAAGUUCUAAUUUAUUAUUUAUUUUCGAAAAAGUAUUCUUUUAUCGUAUUUCCUGUUUACUAUUACAAAACGAAAUAUAUGGCAAAUGGAUUUUUCCGUCGAGUGAACCACAAAAAAAAAGAAAACAAUUACUGCACUUAUCUUGUAUACAUUAUCUUUAUGUUACUUUAAAGACAAUUCAUGAAAAGAUAAAAGUUUAAGUGAACAAUAUGAAGCAGACUUCUAUUGUCUCGCCCAUUUUUAGUGGAACCAAUCGUUAGUUUAUGCUCUACAUCGCAGGCUUGAAGUUUAAAUUCUCGUUUUGCUCUUAGAGAAUCGGGAUGGAGUUUCAUAUUUCUCUGUGUUUUUGAAAGAAUGUUAACACUCAAUGUUUUGUGAGUUUAUUUGUCUUCUUUCUGGUUUAGUUGUUUUGUUUUCGGUUAGGAAAAUAAUGUGCCCGGAAAGCAAGUUUACAAAGGUCCGCACCUACAAUUUGCCUGACUUCUUCAUCGGCUUGUGCCCGAUUAAAAAUUCUUGUUUUCCCUGAUGUUAAUGAUAAAGUACUGACAAAACAAAUGCUAAUAGUGUCUUAUUUGCGCCAUACUAAAUAUCGUGUUUGCGGGUGACAAGUCAUGGAAGUCGUUGAAUUAUUUAUUUAUUUUUUUACAUAAUCAUAUUUUUGUCAGUUCAAGGUAUUAAGUGAGAUCAAGUUAUCAAGACCUUUGCCGGUAGUUUCUUUUGAUACAAAAACCUUUAACUGGAAAAUCAACACUUAACAAUGUUUUGACCCAUUACUCACGGGGCUAAACGGUAAAAAGCACACGAAUAUGAAUUAUAAGGGCAAAAAUUUCUUUUUAAAUUUUAAUUUAGGCUAAGAUCUAAGUGCCAAGAAUUACAUUGAUAAAGACAUCACACAGAUUUCAUGUAAAUUAUUCAUGAAUAGUAAACAUUAAAUUGACCCUAUUUCACAUGGUAUUUUUACAGAUAUACUGACUGGUAAGUCCCUUUGUGGUGUUUUUGUCCUUGCGUCUGAGCCAUCGGGGUAAAUACGAGGCAAUUUUCUUCGAAUCGACUCACCUUGGAAAAGUAUCAUGGGGAGACAGUUUUUCAUUAACUCGCAUCGAGGAAAAAUCCGCUCUGAAGGCUAAUCCAUGCUAGUUUCCGUUUAAAACAAACACUCUUCAUGAAUUUGACUUGGAUUGCGUUGCAGUAAAACUUUGUCAACAAUAUUCAAAGCCAAGUACUAUGGAUAAGAGGAAAAAUACUGAUUUUGCGCAAACAGAAAAGAUUUCUGUAGCUUACUUCCACGAGCAGUCCAUACUGCGGAAAAAAUUGGACCAGUUUCAAAGAGAGCAAGACAAAAGCCUCAAAAAGAUCUCAAGCAGACAGAACACAUUAGCAAGGGAUUUUUUAGCCCAAAAUGUCAGAAGUGAAAACGAAAAAGCCACAGUUAUGGAACAUUGGCAGAGACGAUCCUCGCGUACCAACCUCUUUUCCAGCUAUGAUUCUGUAAGUGCAGAAAGUUCAUAUCUACCAGAAAUUCACGGCCGAGUCCGGGAAGUAUCUGCUCCAAGCGAUACAAGAUCUAAAAGCAGUAGAGCCUCGCUUUUUAGUGAUAUAAACAGUGGUAGGAAAGUGAGUGACCCAGAAGACUUUUCAGGUCGGAAAACCGACUAUGGAGAGCGCCAAGCUGUCAGCGUUCCGAGGAGAAAACUAACUCCCUUUGAUAUUGAUUUAGCGGCUUCUUCCGGAGAUCCUCAUCAUUAUUCUGUAAUUUCAAAUUCGCGUAUCGAUAACAGCAAUACAUUCAGUCAAAGUAGAUUCAGUGGCAGCCUUUUGAACGCCAAGAUACCGAGUGGAAAGUCAGCUGGCUCUCUCAACGACCAUUUAUCUUGCACGAAAUCUGAAGCGGAAUAUUCAAUGACGAAGACAAAUUUGCCGACUGGUUUAUCUUUAUGUAUCGACGCACCAUCCAGAAUGGUUAAUGAGACAACAUCGGAAAACAUAAGCAAAUAUCGACGAGAUAAUUUGCCAAGCGUUCCCAAAAAAGUACUCGAGAAUCGAAGGCAAAUUUCAAAUGGAAAUUGGACCAGAUUUCAAAGUCACCCCAAUGAUAUUGACAUCAAUAUUAAGUCACAGGGAAAAGAAGAAAAUAAAAAUAUUCCCAGAGCAGCACCUGGAACAUCAAUUGCAAAUGGACAAUUUCAAAAAGCCGAACUAAAUGUAAGCGGAGGUCAUAUUUCUGAGGAAUUUUCAACUCUAGAGCUUGAGGAAGCGGAUUUGUCACGAGGAAUAAGCAAUAUUUACUUGGAGAAGGAAGUUGAAGUAGAAACCAGUAGAGAAAGCAGCAACACUUUUCAAAGAAAAGGAAGCUUAUCAAGAGAUCAAAGAAAACUGGAUUUGCAUGAGUUAACAAUCGCGACAACAACAGCAGCAGGUGCAAGGGGAGGGCUUCAUCACCAUGGAAACGCCUGGAGCGACAAAAGCAUGACUCCAAGUAGAAAGAUUUCGACUGUGCAAGCACCCCCCGGAAGAGCGAUAAACCGGAAUUCGAGAAUAUCGCGAUAUGAAGAGAGUUUUAAGGAACAGAAUUCAACAAAAAGCGAAACUGGAGAAAACAUAGAUGGAUUAAGAAGCUUUCGUCCCUUGGCGCUUGUGGCGAUUGCGGCACAAAGAUUCCGCAGUGCAACUACCAAAGCAAGCCCUGAAAACCCAAAAACUGGUAUAUCACCCGACAAAAAAAUUCUGACGAAGGCUAGAUUAGAGGAGCUGCAGAGACCGACAGAAAGCUAUUUAAGACAAGUAGCAGGAGCGGAGGAAACGACCACAAACACCCUGGGAUUAAGAACAAGAAGCAAAUCUGAGAAUGGAUCCAGCUCUGGAAAUAUUUCAGUUAAUGGUAUCACAAAGUUACGACGCGUGAGUCAAGCUGCCUUGGCAACACGGGUUUUGAUUGACAGAGGCAGCAGAAAAGUUUCUGCAACAGGGCUCUCA
Molecule: messenger RNA, 3819 nt
Organism: Pocillopora meandrina
Lineage: Eukaryota; Metazoa; Cnidaria; Anthozoa; Scleractinia; Pocilloporidae
Source: the annotation of a GenBank genome assembly